AUGCCACGAAAGUUGGACAAUGUUUCUCGCAUGGUGCGGGGUCACAUUGGCAUGUCUAUGAAUCGACUCAACUUGUUCAAUCUCCAACGAAAAACACCGUUGAACUACGUUGGGAAAACCCUAUAUCAACAGAAAUGGGCAGCUAAAUCAGAAACUAGGGCGUACCACGGUGAACAUUUAAAGGAAAAGAGGUUUAAAAAAGUCCUAUUCGAGCCUGAAUUGAAGACAUACUCCCAGCUUGAUGCGUCACUAAGGUCUCAAGAAGUAGCUCCGACGCCCAUCACCUUGCAAACGUAUGCCACGUUGGAAAAGAGACUCGAGUUUGCGUUAUUCCGGAGUAUGUUUGCUUCUUCAGUUAGACAAGCAAGACAGUUUAUUAUGGGUGGAUAUGUGAAAGUGAAUGGUGUGGUGAUUAAACACCCAUCUUUUCCGUUAAAGAGUGGUGACGUCUUUUCAGUCGAUCCAGAGAGAGUUUUAUACGCCUUGGGUAAAGCAAAACCUAGCUUGAGCAAAGCAAUAAAUAUUGAUAAUAAGCAAAUAAGGUACUGGAACCACUAUGUCAAAGUUGCUAGAAAAAAUCCGCAAAAAGUGUGGGAAAUGCAGCAAAACAAGCCUGAGUCUUUAAACUCUAUUGCCAACAUCGAAGCAAAGAAAAGACUACAAGAUAAACAAAAUAAUGGGGAAAGUGUCAUGAAAUUACAACAGCAAAAGGUUAGUAAAAAGUCCAUUUUGGGUGACAUUAUUAAUUUAGGUAAUGCAGCCGGCGCUAAUCUCAACGCUGACACUUUUGAAAAAUACGGAAGCAAACUCGCAAAGAGCAAGUGCUUGCAGGUUUAUGAAAACUUGACCCUGCAGAAGUCUGGUAUUUUAAAUGAUCAUUCCGCUAAAGCUUUAGACACUUAUUUCUCCAAAGACACAGAGAGAACACCGGAGGAAAAGACUCUGUUAAGACACGUGAACAAUUUGUUAAGGGAAUUAGAAAAAUGUGAGUGGGAGAGAAUACGUUUGGAGUUUGAAAACUUGAGCACAGGAGGUUCUUUCUACGAUCCAUCUUAUACUGAGAAACUAAACCCUGUUAAGUCCUUAAACAAGGAGGAGCUUAUGGAAGAUGAGUCCAAAGUUAAGGUUCUGUUGCCAUGGCAGAAGCACCUAUAUGGUCGUCAAGAUACAUCGAAACCCUAUUUUACUCCCUGGACACCUAGAGGUUUCCUUGGAGCAUUUGCAAUCUUGCCUUCUCACAUUGAAAUCUCGUUUGACACCUGCCAUGCUGUUUACUUGAGGGACCCAGUUGCAAGACCAGGCCACUCAGAAGUUAUUUCUCCAUUCCCAGAACAUGUGCAUGAAAGAGCUUACAUGUAUUACAUUAAGAAGGGAAUGUCCUAG
Molecule: messenger RNA, 1383 nt
Organism: Lodderomyces margitis
Lineage: Eukaryota; Fungi; Ascomycota; Pichiomycetes; Serinales; Debaryomycetaceae
Product: mitochondrial 37S ribosomal protein uS4m
Exons: 1
Coding region: 1-1383 (460 amino acids)
Biological process (GO): positive regulation of translational fidelity
Cellular component (GO): mitochondrial small ribosomal subunit
Molecular function (GO): rRNA binding; structural constituent of ribosome
Source: RefSeq, a predicted model, not a curated record